AUGCUGAAGCUGCCCGUUGUGUUACUGGCCAGUCUCCUUAUCCCCUUUGAGAAAACUCCCUCGCAAAUCUUCGCCAAGGAUGAGGUGCAGGCACUGCCCCCCUUGGCAGAGGAACUUGAUGGUCUGUCAAGCCAGUAUCCGCCACGUGACCGGCUUCCACUGCUUCUAGAAGCCAUCCCGGCAUGCGAGUACAUGCCGUCGAUCAUUACCUCUCGCAGGCCAAAAAAGACGCCGGACGCGGAGGCGCUGACGCCUGACUAUGGUGAACUACCAAGGCGGGAACGAGAGAAGCGCCGUAUGCCGCAGCAAGAACGGGGAAUUAGGAUUCCCUCUCGAUCCACUCUAGACGACACUUUGUCCUCACAGAAACACAGAAACGGGGCGCUUACGCCUAGCACAAACCCAUGCGAGGCUCCCACGGGAAGAGGAAAAAAUAAACGGGGUUCGCUCACUCUCCUGCUGCCAUUGGAUCCGUUACCUCCGGGUGUUGUCUCGGGGCGGACACAGCGGGGCGUCAACCUCCCCACGGAGGCGCCCCGGUCUCCAGAUGGGAGCCUGGCGGAGAUGUUGUCUUCUUUUCCCUUCUCCUGAAAGAGCGGGGGAUCUAACCCGGAUGUGUCGGUCUCACAACACUUUGCUGCGGACGUGAGACAAUGCGUGGGGGGGUUGCUUUGCUGAGGAAUCGCAGCACCAUUGAUGGGGAACAAUAUACCCGGACUUGUGUAUCUCCGUUCGGAAGGAAAAAAGUAAUUCUGCUGCAGGUCCCGCGACAUGCAGCUUUUAACUUGCUCACCAACCAUUGAGUGGCUAGUAUAGUUGCCGUUAUUGCCGGAGAUCAUACAGACUGCAGGUGUUAUAAGCCAUUGAUCUAUUAAUGGGAUCAUGAACGGACUUCGGCGUAAACAUCGUGAUGCUCGGUCUUUUUGUCGCGGGAACGGCGGCCAACGUGACCAGAAACCUGGGGACCCGGCGCCGGAGGUCUUUGAGCAGGAAUUGGCAGGGUCUCCAGGCACGGACAUGAACAUCGGCCGGGGAGUUUGCGAAAUGCCUUGAUACACGGCAGAUGGGUACGCACGCUCGGGCUUCGGCGAUCAUCUCAACAAAAUACAGUAUCGGAGCACCACUGCGGCUCAUCCUCAGAAGCAGUAAGCCGAGCCUCUUUCUCGCGAGCC
This is a messenger RNA of Fusarium verticillioides 7600, 1172 nucleotides long. RefSeq lists its product as hypothetical. Bases 1 to 591 code for a protein of 196 amino acids. The transcript is spliced from 4 exons. The record is from RefSeq and is a predicted model, not a curated record. Lineage: Eukaryota; Fungi; Ascomycota; Sordariomycetes; Hypocreales; Nectriaceae.